Messenger RNA from Mytilinidion resinicola, 673 nucleotides. RefSeq lists its product as uncharacterized. Lineage: Eukaryota; Fungi; Ascomycota; Dothideomycetes; Mytilinidiales; Mytilinidiaceae. The coding region runs from base 172 to 417 and encodes 81 amino acids. The record is from RefSeq and is a predicted model, not a curated record. The transcript has a single exon.
GCAAUGGCGAAUGCAUCGAAUGGCGCAACUUCCCUCGCUCAACUGGCAGAUUCCUUCGCGGGCGUCUUCAACCGAGUGGCAAUGGCCACUGUCGCGUCCAUGACCCGAGACAUUCCAAUCGACUCGGACCUCGCCUCUUAUCGAGUCACAAUCGUGUUGCUGCCGCUAGCUAUGAUUAUGAUGGUACUGAGUACACUCAUGGCAGUCCUGGCGUCGGUCCUUGGAGUCCUUGCUUACAGGGCUUGCAGCAAGCCUGGUGUUCUCUACUAUCAGUGGGAGUUCUCAAUGGUGGAUAUGACCCAACAGUUUUUCAACCCGAUUGCUAGUAUUACUAGCCCGGCGGUGGCCCAAGGACAUCAGGAGCCGAACCACGUCGCCAAAGGGCGCGGUCCUGCCGAUAAAGUCUCUUCGGCGUGAGAAAUUCCCAACGACUCACACAAAACAUGUUUUAGGAGGAUUUGUAAGCGUCGGUGUCAGUUUUCGCUUGUUCGAAGCUGUCGAAAAGACGGAAUACAUAUCAUAUCUAGCAAAACAUGUCACAUGUCGGCGAAGCAGAUGGCAUGUUGGAUAUGCAAUGAAUGAGUAGCGGCACUAGGUUGGUGGUGAGCAGGCUGUGAUGAGUGUAUAUAUGUCGACUACUUAGUAGACUAGCCUGAGAGCAUUUGAAGAAGAG